Molecule: messenger RNA, 1008 nt
Organism: Microdochium trichocladiopsis
Lineage: Eukaryota; Fungi; Ascomycota; Sordariomycetes; Xylariales; Microdochiaceae
Product: putative thiosulfate sulfurtransferase
Exons: 2
Coding region: 1-1008 (335 amino acids)
Biological process (GO): transsulfuration
Cellular component (GO): mitochondrion
Molecular function (GO): thiosulfate-cyanide sulfurtransferase activity
Source: RefSeq, a predicted model, not a curated record
AUGGCCGCCGUGCGCUCGGCCAGAGCCAUGCUUCCGCAGCAGCCCCUCCUCCGCGCCCGCCAGCUUGGCUCCGUACAUUCCCGCAGGCAGCUGAGCUCCUACCUCGUGUCGCCCAAGGAGCUGGCGGAAGCCCUCAAGAAGAGUCCGCCCUCGCCAAUCAACUCGGAGCCUCGUGUCAUUCCCCUCUGCGCCGCCUGGUUCCUCCCGAAUGACGAGCGCAAGGGCAUCGAGGCCUUCCGCCAGCAGCGUAUCCCACGUGCCCGGUUCUUCGAUCUCGACAAAUACAUCGACAAGCACAGUCCCUACCCACACAUGCUCCCCACGGCCAAAGUCUUCGCUGAGGCCAUGAGCGAGCUGGGCAUCCGCAAGGAGGACACCGUGGUGGUCUACGACACAAAGGAGCUGGGCAUCUUCAGCGCUCCCCGUGUUGGCUGGACUCUCAAGGUCUUUGGACACGACAAGGUACACGUCCUCAACAACUUCAAGCUUUGGGUCGAGGAGGGUCUGCCCACCGAGUCUGGCGAGCUCUACAGCGUGGAAUGUAACCCAUACCCCAUCCCUAAAGUGGAGGCGGAGCAAGUAGCCUCCUUCGAGGAGCUCAAAGAGAUCGCCAAGGACUACAACAAGGAGGGUUCGGAAGGCGUACAAGUCCUCGAUGCCCGGCCGAACGGCAGGUUCACAGGAAAGGAUCCGGAGCCUAGAGAGGGACUCUCGUCCGGACACAUGCCAGGCUCAAUCAACAUUCCAUUCAGUGCGGUGCUUGAUCCCACCACCAAGGCCUUCUUGCCUAAGGAUCAACUCCGGAAAUUGUUUGAGGAGAAGGGCGUGGACCCGACAAAACCCAUCAUCUCGACGUGUGGCACAGGAGUCACUGCGGUAGUCAUCGACACCGCACUUGAGGAGGCUGGUUAUGGCUCACCAGAUAGCCGCAGGAUCUACGAUGGCAGCUGGACGGAAUGGGCUCAAAGAGUGAAACCUCAAGAGUCACUCAUCAUCAAGGAUGACUGA